AUGAUGAGGCAAGCCACAGCGGCGGCGGAGGCUUCUGGGAGUCGCAGUUUAAGGAGUCCUGAGGAGGCGGUGACGAGGCCCUUCUCGCGCCUCCCACUUUCCCGCCUUUUUCCCCCUCGCUUUCGGCCUCCGCAUUUUUCCCGGUUUCUUCCAAACCCGCCUACGUGCGACUGCAGUUGCCGCUGGGCGCAGGCGCCGGAGAGAAGACUCCCUCCCCCCUCCUCCUCCAAGAUACAUAACAUGGUUGCAGUCCUGGAAGUGAUCUCCAGCCUGGAGAAAUACCCCAUCACCAAAGAGGCCCUCGAGGAAACCCGACUGGGAAAACUGAUCAACGAUGUGAGGAAGAAGACCAAGAACGAGGAGCUGGCCAAGCGGGCCAAGAAGCUGCUGCGGAAUUGGCAGAAGCUGAUCGAGCCAGUCACGCCAAGCGAGGCUGCUUUGCGGGGCCUCCCGAAUGCCCCCGGGUCUGCCAACGGAGGGGCCCACAACUGCCGAGUGGAGACGCCCCCCGGGGUUGUGGUGGGGCCCAAGCCCAUUCCAGAGGCCAAGAACCGGAAUGAUAUCCAGAAGCUACACUCUCCGAAAGCGGGGAAUCGUAAGCGGAAAGGUGAGGCCCGGGACGGCCUCCCGGGGCCACCUCUACCACUCCCCAAAGUUUCCAAAGUGAGCUAUGAAGUAUUACAGAACUCUCCCUCGCCCCCCACAAAUGGCAUCGGGGGGAGCCCCGAGAGCUUCCCCAGCCCUCCGGAGGCGCCUGAAGUCGGCAGAGCUGAGCCCAGUGAGAACGAGAAGCCGAGCAAGAUCCCCAUCAACGCAGUCCGGCCUCACACCAGCGCCCCGGGACUGUUCAAGUCGUCGGCCCCCUCCUCGUUGCUGAAGACCGCCGUGCUGCAGCAGCAGGAGAAGGCGGAGGAGGUGGCAUCUGCGGCCGCCGGGCAGGCUAGGAGCCCCCGUUGCUCCUCGUUCAGCCCUCGGCACUUGAGGCUGGAAACCUUCGUUCGGCAGCACACCACGUAUUCCCCCAAGGGUGGGACCCCUGCUCGCUCUCCCAGGCCCCCUCUUCUGGAUGCCUUGGCCGCGGGGCCCUUGUCGUCACCACCACGCCCUUCUUCUCCGCUGCAGGUGUUGCCGCCGCCACCCCCCACAAAGAGGUUGGAGGGUUCUCCACCCCUGGUCCCGGACCCCUCCCUGCGUGGCUCGGAACCACAGGCCGCCCCCGAGAGCCAGCUCUGCCUGUGCGUGGAUGCCUCUCCCGGCAGUGGGGAGGUAUCUCCCCCUGGGGAGUCUUCCGCCCCCUUGGCUGGCUUCUCCCCGGAGGCCUCCCGGAUGGACAGUGACAGCGCGGCCUCCGGUUCCGACAGCAAGAAGAAGAAAAAGUACCGCCCAAAGGACUACGUGGUCAACCUGGAUGGGCAGGGCCUCGAAGGGGGCGUCAAGCCCGUGCGGUUAAAAAAGGAGCGCCGGCUGACCUUCGACCCCAUGACGGGUGAGAUCAAGCCCUUGGCGCAAAGAGAUUCUUUGCCGGCAGACCUCCCCGCUCUGGCUGAGCCCCCCAGGACAGGCACGGGCAAGCCGGCUCCCAAGCCCCCUCUGCACAGCCCCUUUGAGCAGACGAAUUGGAAAGAGCUGUCUCGGAACGAGAUCAUUCAGUCCUACCUGAACAGGCAGAGCAGCUUGCUCUCGUCGUCAGGGGUGCAGACUCCGGGGGCUCAUUAUUUCAUGUCCGAAUACUUAAAGCAAGAGGAAAGCACUAGGAGAGAAGCCCGGAAGACCCACGUCCUGGCUCCCCACAGUAAACCCUCAGACUUGCCAGGGGUGACCCGGGAGGUGACAGAGGGGGACCUCGAUCGCAUCACCAACCACCCCUGGCCGGGGGUGAAUGGUUGCUACGACACACAGGGUAACUGGUAUGAUUGGACGCAGGGCAUCUCGCUCGACCCCCACGGGGACGAUGGGCGCCUGAACAUUCUGCCUUACGUCUGCCUUGACUGAGUACAGUUUUGCUAGGAUGCUUUUUACAUGGGCAGGUUAGUGAAACCAGGCAGGCGCUGGGCCCCCCUUCCUCCCCCUGCUGUUCUCCCAUCAGGCUGAGAAAGGCUCACCCAGGAAAGCGUGUAUGCGUAAGAGAGCCAUCUGGACACUGGCAGUUUCUUCUUGUUAAAAAAUGUGGUUUCCCCCUCCCUUUUUUUUUUAUUGGUAUGUGAAGUGCUGCUACCAGUUGACUUAACCCCUACGGGAAGUUUUGAUUUAAAAGAGGGGAGGGGGGGAGAAAAAAAAAUAAAGAGUUUUAAACUCUUAGCAAGCCCGCUGUUCAGAACAGAAAACCACAACAGGUGUGAGCUUUCUGGAGGGUGGAAUCUUUUCUGGAGUUUCGUGGAGGCUGGAACGAGGGAGAGCAAGGGCCAGGACAAGUGGCGGGGCGGGGGUGGGGGAGAAUGGUGGAAGUGGAACCUUCAUGCAGAGUUCGUGGAAUCGUAUUUAUUUGUCUUGAUUUGCUUUUCUUUCAAAAACCAACCCACUGACAAACAAAAAAAAAACCACGGCAGUGAGGUGUUUUCAAGAUGAACUGCGCAAAACUGUAGGGAUAGUUCUUGGCAUUGCAUCUCUCUUCAAAAGCUCCCCCACCCCCUGCAAAAAAAAA
Messenger RNA from Pogona vitticeps (central bearded dragon), 2641 nucleotides. The record is from RefSeq and is a predicted model, not a curated record. Lineage: Eukaryota; Metazoa; Chordata; Lepidosauria; Squamata; Agamidae.